UGUGCUUGAGUUGCAGCGGAAAGGAAAUGUGUCAUCUGUGGUUUGGUUUUAAAAGUGGAAAGCUAGCUGUAUGUACCCUUUUUUUUGUUGCAGAUUUACUUUAAAUUUUGUAUUCUCCAAGUCUGUUCUACUUUAAAUAAGAAGAUAAAAGAAGAAGUGGCUUAUUAAAAUCACAUUAUCAAAUUCUGACCAACCAUUUUGUAAGAUUACCAAUAUGCUCCUGGACAUGGGACACACAGGACAUUACCUGCAUCUUGCCUUUCUGAUGACAACAGUUUUUUCUUUGUCUUCUGGAACAAAAGCAAACUAUAGACAUCUGUGGGCUAACAAUACUAUUGCCUGGGAUUCAGUUAUUAAAAACAACACACGCAGAUACCAAAAUGAAAACAUUAACACAAGCCUUGUAACUCCUGAAGUGGAUUACAAAGUUAAUUCUACAAACAUUCUUGAAAUAUCAACACCAUCUCACAUCGUAUCUUUAACUCCUAAAUCUGAACAGGAGCGCUAUACACCUUCUGUUGUCAGGAACAGUUCUCCAACAGCAGAAAGCAUUGAGCACACGAGCAAAAGUCACGGUGAAAUUUUUAAGAAGGAUGUCUGCGAGGAAAACAAAAACAACAUGGCUAUACUAAUUUGCUUAAUUAUAAUUGCAGUGCUCUUUCUUAUCUGUAUUCUUCUAUUUCUAUCAACCGUGGUUCUAGCAAACAAAGUCUCAUCUCUCAGACGAUCAAAACAAGCAGGCAAACGUCAGCCUAGAAGCAAUGGUGACUUUCUGGCAAGCAGUGGGCUAUGGCCUGCUGAAUCAGACACUUGGAAAAGAGCUAAACAGCUCACAGGGCCCAGUCUCAUGAUGCAAUCUACUGGAGUGCUCACAGUUACAAGGGAAAGAAAAGAUGAAGAAGGAACCGAAAAACUUUCUGAUUAACAGAUAUUUCAGGGAAGAAAAAAAAUGCAAAGUAGUAAUGAGAAAGGUUAUGAAUAUAAAAGGAAGUCAGUUUGGUAUUUAAUGCCAGACUGCCGUCAGAUGAUUUAGCAUCAAAAGGGAGAUGUAUGUCUGCUUACUUAAUUACUUAAUUGUGUAUUUCUGCUUAACGCUGAAUACUUUGAAAAAGAUACAACCAAGCAUUUGGGGAAGUUCUUAAAACUAAGUUGAGGAAACUACGUAAAAGAGAUAGCAAGGGUUAAACAUUCCCUAUUCAGCAAGAGUAGUUAGAUGGUCUCUGUCUGAAAGUAAUUGAACUUUGAAGGUCUUAGUAUGUCCUGAGAGACAAGCACAUGGUUCAAUAUCAAAUAGAAGUCAAACUCCUAACGUGUGAAGUUGAGCUGUAGAAUUUAACAGUACCUUCUUUGUUGGAUAUGGCAGAAUCCACACCAGCUCAUGUACCACUGAAGCUAACUUUAGGCUACAUGCAUUCAAUUAACAUGUGGCACACAUAAGAAAGUGCUUUUCUACUAUAAAUAUUAAAACUUAACUUUGUAUAAUAAAUUAAACUCAUUAGAUAAAUCUGUGACUAUAUAUAUAUGUGUAUAUAUACUAUAUAUAUAUAUAUAUAUGUGCAUUCAAUUUAUUAUCUUAAGAGUACACUGUGAAGAUCAAUAAGAUGCAAUACAACUAAAAUAGAGAUUUACAGCCAUACCAGAUUUUUCAUAAUUUUGGGCUUUUUAAAUGAUUUUAUUCUUUUGUGAAGUAGGGGUCUUAACAGGUUGCCUAGGGUAGACCUGAACUCAUGAUUUUCCUGUGUCAACUUCCUGAGUAACUAGGACCAACUACAAGAGUGAGCCAUUGCAGUUGCUCAUCUUUUGUAAACAUACUGCAUACUGGAGCAUUGAUAACAAGUAACUUAAGGCUGGUUAAUAUUUGGACUUCAAGGAUGCCAAGUGCCUUAAUUAAUGACCGAUUUUAUUCCUUAAUGUCCACUGUGACAUGAGCAAAAGUGAGGAAAGUGUGCGUCUGUGUAUGUGGUGUGUGAGCAUGUGCAUUUGUCUAUUUUUUCAAGUAUGGAAAACAGGAUCCUUCAAGGCAAUUCCCUAACCUUUUAAGAAACUGACUUCAAGUAAAAUAUGGAGUUACGUUCAAGUCAAGAUCUUCACUUAGAUAUAUUACAAAAAUUGGUUUGAAGCGGGGUGUGGUGGGCACACCUGUAAUCCCAGCACUUGGGAGGCUGAGACAGGACUGUUGAGGAUUUGAGGCCAGCC
Molecule: messenger RNA, 2196 nt
Organism: Fukomys damarensis (Damara mole-rat)
Lineage: Eukaryota; Metazoa; Chordata; Mammalia; Rodentia; Bathyergidae
Gene: Evi2a
Product: ecotropic viral integration site 2A
Exons: 2
Coding region: 215-925 (236 amino acids)
Cellular component (GO): membrane
Source: RefSeq, a predicted model, not a curated record